Molecule: messenger RNA, 1056 nt
Organism: Prunus avium (sweet cherry)
Lineage: Eukaryota; Viridiplantae; Streptophyta; Magnoliopsida; Rosales; Rosaceae
Product: acyl-CoA-binding domain-containing protein 1-like
Biological process (GO): fatty acid metabolic process
Molecular function (GO): fatty-acyl-CoA binding
Source: RefSeq, a predicted model, not a curated record
CCCCCGAAUUUACACCCCCUCACUGUGGAUGCUCUAAAUACUAUUCAUCCUGAAGCAUGUGGGACACAUAAUGAGAAGGAAGGUGUUUGGAGGUUUUGUUUUUGGUUUGUUUUGGUCGAAAAAGGCGUUUGGAGUUUGUACAAGGAAUAUGUGGAGGAUGACGAUAUGAAAGCAGGCACAUGGACAAUUUGGACAUUAUUGGACAACAAGAGGGAGAAUUGCAUUCGGGGUAGAUGGAGUGAGUGAGUGAGCGACUUCUUCCAAAUCUAAAUCCUGCCAUAUAUGCGGUACUUGUUCACUUUUUAGACUUUUCUCUCUCCCACAAAGAUUUCAAGUUUUCUCCUUGGAGGAAAUGAAUAUUACAUUUUUACCCACGUAAGAAAUAAUAGUCCAUCCCUGUAAAAAUUUAUAGUUCCGCCAAAAGAAGGAGCAUAAACCGUUAUGUGGGAAAAUAUAAUGUGGUAGGUGGAGCCCAUGUAUGUAAUUCAUUCAUUGUAAUCAUCUACGAUGUUCAUAAGUUCUUUGUGAAUCUCGUCCAUGCACUCCACCACCAAGUAGAAGAAGAAGAAGACCCACAGACUCAUACCAAGCAUUUCACCACACUUGCUAAAUUUUGCUCUGCUUAGCAAUUUCCAUUCGCAUACUGUAAUGGCUCUGCAGGAGGAGGAAUUCAAAGAAUAUGCAGAGAAGGCCAAGUCUUUGCCCCCAGCAAGAGCAACAAAGGAUGCAGACAAACUAAUACUGUAUGGCCUUUACAAGCAGGCAACUGUUGGGUCGGUUAAUACCAAUCGACCUGGGUUUUUCAGCCCAACAGAGAGGGCCAAAUGGGAUGCAUGGAAAGCAGUUGAAGGGAAGAGCAAAGAAGAAGCAAUGACUGAAUACAUUGCAAAGGUGAAGCAGUUGCAACAAGUUGAAGGAGCAGCUUCCACCACAUAAAUCAAACCUUACAACAUCUGUCCACCUAUGAUGCAUGCCCAAACAAAUUUCCCAACUCCAUGAAUUUCAAAUUCUGUCUUCAUUUCUAAUGUUUAAGUCAACAUGUUCAAGUUGAACACA